This is a messenger RNA of Lotus japonicus, 1944 nucleotides long. Its product is annotated as probable GTP-binding protein OBGM, mitochondrial. Gene Ontology annotation, molecular function: magnesium ion binding; GTPase activity; GTP binding. Gene Ontology annotation, cellular component: mitochondrion. NCBI's taxonomy places the organism in Eukaryota, Viridiplantae, Streptophyta, Magnoliopsida, Fabales, Fabaceae. The transcript has 6 exons. The record is from RefSeq and is a predicted model, not a curated record. Bases 274 to 1821 code for a protein of 515 amino acids.
CUUUCAAAAAAAAUAAACCUCUUCCUUCUCUCUCGUUAGUCGUUACAGCCAAACUAACUCUAAAAUCAAUCGCUGCUUCACUUCAUUGCUUUAAACCCUAAAUCCCAAAUCGCUCCACCGAAGUGAAGCAAGAAGACAGCCUCUUUCUGCCGGUGCUCCGCCUCCGUCCUCGCACCUGCUGUUUCUGAAGGUGUGAAGUUCCUACAAAUUAAAGACUAUUUGGUUCCAUUCCAAAACUUUACGAUUUUAUUGAGGGAUACUGAACAUACACAAAUGCUGGUCUUUCAAGCAAGAUCCCUUCGACGCAUAGAAGCUUUUACUCAAACUUGUAUAAAUAGACGGUCUGCUACCGUUUAUUCUUGUUACUCAGAUGCUCCUCACAAGAAGUCUAAGCUUGCUCCUUUACAGGAGAGAAGAAUGAUAGACAAGUUUAAGAUAAUUGCAAAAGCAGGAGAUGGAGGAUCUGGUUGCAGCAGCUUUCAUCGUAGCCGUCAUGAUCGCCAGGGCAGAGCUGAUGGUGGCAAUGGCGGGAGAGGUGGUGAUGUGAUUCUAGAAUGCUCUCCCAGAGUUUGGGACUUCAGUGGUUUACAACACCACCUGAUAGCAGGGAAAGGAGGACCAGGAUCAUCAAAGAAUAAAAUAGGAACCAGGGGUGCUGAUAAGGUUGUCCAUGUACCCGUUGGAACUGUAAUUCAUCUUGUUAAUGGUGAUAUACCUUCUAUAGUCAAAACUGAAUCCUCAGCAGAUACAGACCCUUGGGAGAUUUCUGGUGCACUUGUUGAUGAUCUUCCAGACCAUGGCAAUGGUUCUAUCUCCAAUGCUACAAAUGGAGAAGAAGUCAAAACAAUACAUCCUACUGGCUGCUCUUCAUCACAAGCAGCUGAAAAAAAUGUUGAGAAAUCUGUAAAAUCAGGACAUGUUGCAUCAACAGAUGUACUUUCUCAACUUUCUAUUUCUAAUGGAACUCCCAAAUUUGGCACAGAGUAUAUAGGAGAGGAACAAGAGGAACAAGAGAUACUAUAUAAUGUUGCUGAACUGACAGAAGAAGGUCAACAAAUGAUCGUUGCACGUGGAGGAGAGGGUGGUCCUGGCAAUCUUUCUACUUCCAAAGAUUCGAGGAAGCCUAUAACUACAAAGGCAGGAGCAUGUCGUCAACACAUAUCUAAUCUUGAGGACUCUGACAGUGUUUGCUCCUCUCUGAAUGCAGGUAUGCCUGGUUCUGAGAAUGUUCUUAUAUUAGAACUCAAGAGCAUUGCUGACGUGAGCUUUGUGGGAAUGCCUAAUGCUGGUAAAAGCACCUUACUCGGGGCGAUAUCAAGGGCUAAGCCUGCUGUUGGUCACUAUGCCUUCACUACUCUUAGGCCAAAUUUAGGGAAUCUAAACUUUGAUGAUUUCUCAAUAACAGUGGCUGAUAUUCCUGGACUUAUUAAGGGUGCACACCAAAACCGUGGACUCGGACAUGCAUUUCUGCGCCACAUAGAACGCACUAAGGUUCUGGCUUAUGUGGUAGAUUUGGCUGCUGCUUUACAUGGAAGAAAGGGGAUUCCACCAUGGGAACAGCUGAAGGACUUAAUACUGGAGCUCGAGUACCAUCAGGAUGGGUUAUCCAAUCGGCCAUCCUUGAUAGUUGCAAAUAAGAUUGAUGAGGAAGGUGCAGAUGAAGUGUACCUUGAGUUACAGAGAAGGGUCCAUGGUGUUCCCAUCUUUCGUGUGUGUGCUGUUUUGGAGGAAGGGAUACCAGAGCUUAAAGCUGGCCUUAGAAUGCUUGUCAAUGGUGAAAUGUCAUACAAACUUUGCCUUGAUCAAAUUUUGAUUGAUUAAUAUUUUGAUUGAUUAGAUUAUUGUUAACAAGUCUGAGUAAGGAUGUGGAAACCCCCACAGCUGAGGAAAGAUAGAAUGAAAAAUGUUCUUUUCACGAUAAAUAAUUGGAGGGCUUUUGAAGUA